AUGACAGAUAAAAAAACACAUCUAUUGAAUAUAUUGGAAACAAACAUCGAUAUUUCACUUCUUGAUUAUGUUCAAAAAUUAAUUAUAUUGCCAGAAUUAACAGAUGAAAUGUGGACAAAUGAUCUAUUAACUAUUCUAGAAAAUUAUCUUUCAUCGAAUCAACAACGUGUUCUUAUUGCUUAUGUCGAUCGGCAUACUUCAUCUUUACAACUUCUUCAUUCGAUCCCAUUUACUGCUAAUUCAAUUAACAUAAUUUAUAAUUUAUGUUAUUUUAUUCGUAAAAGUGAUUCAUCAGAAUGUAUUAUAUCAAUUGAUGAAUUUCUUAAACAGAUUCAAUUUGGAUGUAUUAAUGGAAAAUCAAUUCCAUGUUUAACAGCACUUGUAUCAACACUAUUUGGACCCUUAUUUAUGGAUGAUACAACAGUACAGGAUAUGAUUAAAAAUGAUUUUGCUAGUGAACUUAAUCAAUUUUUAGCAACAUUCUAUGAAAUACAAUAUAAAAACAUGUUAUCUAUGACAUAUUUAUUUAUUCCAAAAGAUGGUGUUGAUAAAACAAUUGAAGAACUUAUUAAAGAUAAAGCACUUGUUACAAGAUUUGAAAGUAUUAUGCUCAAAUGGCAUCAUCAAUUGAAAGAAGUACUUCUCAUUCAAGAUCGUUUAAUGAGUAUAAAUGAGCAAUCAAUUGGUAUUCAUGAAGAAAUAAAUUUUUGGCAAGAAUGUCUUACAGAUCUUCAUUAUAUUCGUAAACAAUUACAAAGAACUGAAUUACAAAAUAUAAUUCAAGUAUUAAUCUUGUCCAAAUCUGCUUAUAUACAACAAUUUUUACAAGCUGAAAAUGAAGUUCAAGAAUUUAUCGAAUAUGUAGAAGAUUGUUUAAAAUUUUUAAAAAUUUUGGCUGAACCUUCUUUUCAACUCAAUGAUAUAUCACUAGAAAAAUUAAAAUCAGUUAUUAUCGAUAUUUUCUAUAGAAUUUUAAUUACAUGGCAUCAUUCAAAAUUCUUUGCAACUUCUGAAAGGAUUAAAUUAGUUAUUAGCAAGAUAAACAAUCAAAUCAUUGGUCGAUGUUCUCGCUCAAUUAGUAUAAAACGUCUUUUUCAAGGCUAUGUUCUUUCAACACAAAAUAUUCUUCAAGAAUGUUUUCAAAUUAUUGAUCUUUAUAUGGAAACAUGUUUACAUAUCUUAACAUUGCAUGACAAAUAUUCGAAUAAACCAUUAAUGACAAAUAAUUUUCAAAAAGAUGUUCUUUUUUAUUCGAUUCAAUUAUUUCGACAACGUUUGAAUGAAAUCGAUGAAAUAUGUGAAUGUAUGAAACUUUUUGGAUGGUAUCGAGAUAAUAAAAAAGAAAGUUUACCACUUUUUGGUGGUAUUCAAGGUGAUGAAUAUCAACAUACACUCGAAAAAAGUCAACAAGCAUUUGAUCGAGCAUUACUUUUAUUAAAACAUUAUUCGAAAUAUAUGCUUGAUAUUUCUUCUCAUGCUCAUUCCAUAUGGUCUCAAGAGUUGAAACGAUUUUUGGAAUCUGUUCAUGAAAUUGAAUUAGUUAUUGUUAAAUUAAUCAAUGAAGCCAUGAUAAAAGCAGUAACUAUAGAACAAAUAAUUGAUAUUCUAGAAAUAUUUGUUAAUUUUCAAUCACGAACUACUAUCAAUCAUAUUCUUAUUGAUAAAACUCGUGAUGUUUAUCGUCUAUUUCUAUCUCAAAUUGAUGAUAUUCGUACCCAAAUAGCUUCUUAUCAAACAUUAGAUGAUAUAAAAAAUGUUAAAAAUUUUUUCGAUCUAUUCCUUCCACAUUAUUCAGCUAAAGCUAUGUGGGUUCAUAAUUUAAUUGAACGUAUUAGAAAAAAUUAUCAUCUUCUUAAUGAAUCAUCAAAUUUACCAUAUGUCGUACAAAAAAAUGAAAUAAAAUUAGCUUAUGAAAAAUUAUUAAUAUUUGCUGAUAAUAUACAAAAACGUAUCUAUCAAGAAUGGUGGACAAUAUCAAGUGAAUUACAACCAAAAAAAUUAUUAUUACAACCAUUUUUAAAAGAAAAUAAUGAAAAAAAAUAUUUAAUUAUUGUUUAUUUUGAUCCACAAAUAAUUAUUGCAUUAAAUGAAAGUUUAUGGUGGAUUAGAUUAAAUUAUGAAAUACCUUAUUCAUUAACUGAUGUUUAUAAUACAAGAAAAUCAUUUCGACAAAUGAGAGAAGAAACAAAUGGAUUUAUUCGAAAAUUUAAUAAAGUAAUUGAUUCUCUUUAUGAUCAAGAAUUAUAUUUAUUUGAAGAACGUAUUCGAAUGAUUUUAAAAAAAUUACAACCUGGUUUUCUUGGUAAAGUAAAUUAUAUUGAUGAAAAUACAUUUCAUGAUUUUGCUCUUGAAGCAAAUCGUAUUAUUGAUCAGUUAAUUGAUAUGGUUACAUCAUUCAAAGAAAAUUAUGCUAAAUGUUGUGCUAAAUGUGUUCAUAUUAGUCAACAAUUAUUUAUUAAAAUUGAUUCUGAUAUUAUUUUUAAUUAUACGACAUUUACUGAAUUACUUAAAUCGGUUAAUCGUGUAAGUCAAUAUCUUAUUCAUGAAAUGUAUGAAGAAAUUGCAGUUGAAAUUCAUACCCAACAGAUGAUAUUCAAAGAUGAUCCGGAUAAAAUUCUUCAAUGUUGGGAUCAUUGGUUAAGUUCAAUUGAUUGUAUGUUUGAGAAAGCUCUUCUCAUUAAUAUAACCAAUUCUCUCGAACAGUUAUCCUAUAUAAUCAAUGGUGAUAUUCAAACAAAACCAACACCAUUUCUUAAUAUUGAACUUUGUUUAAAUACAAUCGAAACAACAACAACUGGAAAUAUUAAAUACGUAUUGGAUUUUCGACCAUCUCUUGAACAAUUAUCUGAAACUUUAAAUUCAAUUAGUAAAAUUCAAUUAAUUGAAUCAAUUAAAAAUUUCGUACGCCUAUGUGAUCUUUUUUCUUAUCAUCCAUUUCACAGAGAACCUUAUUAUAUUGUAAUUGAUAAUUAUCCAUUAAAACAAAAAUUAGAAAAUAAAAUUGCUUUAGGUAUAACUAAUUGUAUAUCAGAAAUUAAAAAAUAUAUUGAAAAUAAUUGGUUUCAUUUUCGUCAAUUAUGGGAAGUUGAUAAAGAAAGUUUUAUAGCUGUUUAUGAAUCUGAAAAUACUGAUUUACAAGGUUUAGAAGCGGAUAUAGCUCGUUAUACAGAAUUAGCUAAUAAUAUAAAUAAUCAAGAAUCAAUUGUUAAUAUACAUAUGAUACAAAUUGAUUGUACAUCAUUUAAAGUAUCAUUAGUACAAAUUUGUCAUAAAUGGCAACAAAGUUUAAUACAUAUUGUAUUAAUUCGAUUAGAAAAAGAUCUUCAAAUGAUAUUAACAUUAAUUAAAAAUAAUACAGAAAAAAUAAAUAUUCUUCCAAAAAUUUAUGAUGAAAUUCCAAUCUAUCAAGAAUUUAUCGAUGAACUUAAAGCAGAUGUAUUAAGAAUUGAAGCUAAAUUACCUUUAAUUAAUGAAGAAGUUGCUUUAUUACUUCGAUAUGAAAUUGAAAUCGAUCCUAAACUUUUAGAUCAACAUCGUUUAUUAUCUCGUCAUUGGGACAAUUAUAAAACAUUUCUUGAUGAAUCAAUAGCUUCAUUUAAACGUGUUAAAGAAGCUUUUAAAAUUCAAUUACAAAAAGAACAAGAAAAAAAUCUCAAUGAAAUAUUUGAAUUACAAAAAUAUUUUAAAAUUACUGGUCCACAUCAAGCCGAUAUGUCUGUAUCAAUUGCUUUAAAUAAAUGUGAACAAAUCGAAGAACAAAUCGAACAAAUGGAAAACGAUGAAAAACGAUUAAAAAUUGCUUAUCGUAUAUUUAAUUUAGAUAUGACUGUUUCGAAAGAUUUACAAAAUUUAAAAAAGGAUAUUGAAAUACUUAAAUCAAUUUGGUUAUUAGCUAAAGAAUAUGAAGAAAUGCUAAAUAAAUGGAAAACAACGGAAUUUUAUCAAUUAAAUAUUAAUGAAUUAAAUGAUUUUGCUCAAAAUCAAUAUAAAAAAUUACUUAAAAUGUCAAGAGAAUAUAAAGAAAAAGAUUGGAUUAUUCUUGAUUCACUUCGUGAUCGUAUUGAUACAUUUCGUCGUAUAUUACCUUUAAUUGAAUCAUUACAUAAUCCACAUAUGCGUUCUCGUCAUUGGGAACAAAUAAAAUAUGAAACAGAAAAGAAUUUUGAAUAUAAAUCAAAUAAAUUUACACUUGAACAAAUUCUUGAUUUACAUUUUGAAGAAAAUAUUCAAUUGAUUACUGAAAUAUCAGAAAAUGCAUCAAAAGAAUAUUCAAUUGAACGAAUGUUAGAAAGAAUUAUUCAAAUAUGGAAUGAUAUGAACUUUGAAACAACAAUACAUAAAUCUAAUGUUUUUAAAAUAAAAGCUCCUGAUGAGAUAAUUCAGUAUGUUGAAGAACAUACAGCUCAAAUAUCAACAAUAAAAGGCACACGUCAUGUAAAACCAUUUCAAAAUGAAGUUGACUAUUGGGAAAAGUCCAUAGCACAAAUAUCAGAAUUAUGUGAUGGUUUAUUUAAUGUUCAGCGACAAUGGUUAUAUAUGGAAGGUAUAUUUACUUCUGAUGAUGUCCAACGACAAUUAUCACAUGAAACAACUGAAUUUAAAUAUAUUAAUAAAAUUUGGCAAGAUGAAAUUAUAGCUAAAAUUCGUGAAAAUUCAAACGCCUUAUAUGUUGCAACAAAAUUAAAUUUAUUUGAUAAAAUACAAAAUUUAUUAAAAUAUUUAGAAAAUAUUCAAAAGAAAAUGGAAGAUUAUCUAGAAACAAAACGUUCAAUAUUUCCACGUUUUUAUUUUAUAUCAAAUGAAGAAUUAGUUGAAAUUCUUAGUCUUUCACGUCAACCUGAUCUUAUUCAAAUACAUUUAAAAAAACUUUUUGAUAAUAUUAAAUCUUUACGUUUAUUAAUUAAAAAAACUAUUCUAGCUAAUGGAAUUCAAUCAAAUGAAGAUGAACAAAUUAAUUUAAUAUCAACAUUAUCUUUAGAAGGUAAUGUUGAAAAUUGGCUGAAAGAUUUAGAAAUUAAAAUGCAAAUUACUGUACGAGAAUAUUUAAAAAAUUCUUUAUCAGCACUUAAAUUACAAUUAAAAAAACGUGAUAAAUGGAUUAAAGAUUGGCCUAGUCAAUGCUGUGUAACUGCUAGUGAAAUUGAAUGGACAUCAGCAACAACAAAAGCUUUAUUAACAUGUCAAGCUGAUGGAAGUUUAAAACCAUUAAAAAAAUUAUUUCAUACUCAAAUCAAAAUUCUUGACCGAUAUUCAAACACGAGUCGUAUAUCACUUGAUAAAAUACUUCGUCUUCGUGUUAUUGGUAUUAUUACUAAAGAAGUACAUGGACGUGAUAUUAUCGAACGAUUAAUUAAAACUCAAACAAUGGAUUUACAAUCAUUUGAAUGGCAAAUGCAAUUAAGAUUUUAUUGGGAACGACAUGAACAUAAUGAAGAUUGUAUUAUUCGACAAACAAUAACAAGAUUUACUUAUAACUACGAAUAUUUAGGUUGUACAAGUCGUUUAGUUAUUUCACCAUUGACUGAUCGAUGUUAUAUAACUCUAACGACUGCUCUACAUUUAUUUCGAGGUGGAAGUUCCAAAGGACCAGCUGGUACUGGCAAAACUGAGACGAUAAAAGAUUUAGGAAAAAAUUUUGCUAUUUAUGUUGUUGUUCAAAAUUGUUCAGAAUCACUUGAUUAUAAAUCCAUGGGAAAAAUGUUUUCAGGUUUUGCUCAGAGUGGUGCUUGGGGAUGUUUUGAUGAAUUUAAUCGUAUUAAUAUCGAAGUAUUAUCAGUUGUUGCUCAACAAAUUCAUUCAAUCUUAACAGCUUUAUCUUUGAGACAAAAACAAUUUGUAUUCGAAGGCAAAGAAAUUCCACUUUUACCUCAAGUUGGUAUUUUUAUAACGAUGAAUCCAGGUUAUGCCGGUCGAACUGAAUUACCUGAUAAUCUUAAAUCAAUGUUUCGACCAGUAUCAAUGAUUGUACCAGAUUCAAUUUAUAUUGCAGAAAAUUUUCUCUUUAGUGAGGGAUUUCAAAAUACAAGAAAUUUAGCUCGUAAAGUUUAUACACUUUAUCAAUUAUCAACACAACAACUUUCUAAACAAGAUCAUUAUGAUUUUGGUUUAAGAUCUUUAACAGCUGUUUUACGAUAUGCUGGUGAAAAAAAACGAAUAAACCUAAAAAUGACAGAUAAUGAAGUUCUUCUUUUAUCUAUGCUUGAUAUGAAUGUACCUAAAAUGACUGCACAAGAUUUACCUUUCUUUAAAAAUAUUGUUGAAGAUUUAUUUCCUGGUAUUGAUAUACCAAAAAUUGAUUAUUCAAAAUUAAUUGAAGCUAUUGAAUAUGAAAUGAAUAUACAUCAUUUACAAAUAACACAAACAUCUAUUGACAAAGUUAUUCAAUUAUAUGAAACACAUCAUUCUCGUCAUUCAGUUAUGCUUGUUGGUAAAACUUUAUCAGGAAAAACGACAACAUGGAAAUUAUUUAAAUAUGCCUUAAUUACAUUAAAUAAACAAGGUUUUAGUGAAUAUAAUAAAGUCAUGGAAUAUCCAAUUAAUCCAAAAGCUGUUAGUUUAGGAGAACUUUAUGGUCAAUUUAAUUUAGCAACAAAUGAAUGGAACGAUGGAAUUCUUAGUAUGAUUAUGAGACAAGUUUGUGCUGAUGAAAAAUCUGAUGAAAAAUUAAUUCUUUUCGAUGCUCCUAUUGAUACAUCAUGGAUUGAAUCAAUGAAUUCGUUAAUGGAUGAUAAUAAAUUAUUAACAUUAGCUAAUGGAGAACGUAUUUCAAUGCCAUCUCAAGUCACAUUAUUAUUUGAAACAGAAGAUUUAUCAACAGCUUCACCAGCAACUGUCUCACGAGCUGGCAUUGUCUAUUGUGAUUAUGAAAAAUUACGAUGGAAACCUUAUUUAGAAUCCUGGUUAAAACAAAAGACAUCUCAGGAUCUUCAAACAGAAUUUUCCAAUUGUAUAACAAAAUAUUUAGAACCUAUAAUGAAAUAUAAACAUAUCCAUUGUAAAGAAUUAAUUCCAAUUCAUGAACUUAAUGGAAUUAUUUCAUUAACUCGAUUAUUUGAUACAUUUUGGUAUUUAAAUGAAAUACAAAUACAAUUAAAUGAAAAUGAAACAAUAUCAGGACGUUUAAUUGAAAUGUGGUUUGUAUUUUGUUUAAUUUGGUCUAUUGCUGCUAGUGUUAAUGAUGAAGGAAGAAAAAAGAUUGAUAUUUUUUUUCGUGAAACUGAAGGUAAAAAUUUUCUUAUGACAAAAGAAAAAACAAUGAAGAAUGAUUUAGGUACAUUUCCUAAUAAGGAUACAGUAUUUGAAUUUUAUGUUGAUACAAAUAAUCGAACAUGGAUACAUUGGGAAGAACAACUUAAAGAAGGAUGGAUUUAUAAUUCUGAAAUUCCAUUUUAUAAAAUGAUUGUACCAACUGUUGAUACAAUUCGUUAUGAAUAUUUAAUUCACAAUUUAUUACUUAAUAAACAUCAAGUUUUACUUGUUGGUGCUAUUGGUACAGGUAAAACAACAAUAGCUGAAAAUGUUCUUAAAAAAAUUGAUUCGACUUUAUUUAAUAUACUCAUUAUUCAUAUGUCUGCUCAAACAACAUCAAAAAUGUUACAAGAUAUAUUUGAAAUAAAUUUAGAAAAACGAACUAAAACUAUAUAUGUUCCGAUGAAUGGAAAAAAGAUGAUUACAUUGAUUGAUGAUAUGAAUAUGCCAAAUAAAGAUACAUAUAGUUCUCAACCAUCGCUUGAAUUAAUUCGAAUGUGGAUCGAUUAUGAAUUUUGGUAUGAUCGAAAAACACAAGGCGUGAAAUUUAUUAAAGAUAUGUGUCUACUGACAGCAAUGGGUCCACCGGGUGGUGGUCGUCACCAGAUAUCACAACGGUUACAAAGUCGAUUUAAUCUCAUCAAUAUGACAUUUCCAUUCGAACAUGAAAUCUGUCGAAUAUUUGGUACAAUGCUUAGUCAAAAACUACAGUCUUUUGAUGAUGAUAUUAAAUAUCUUGAUCAAACAAUAACAAAAGCAACUAUUGAUCUUUAUCAAACAAUUGAAAAAAAAUAUUUACCAACACCAACGAAAAUUCAUUAUACAUUUAAUAUGCGUGAUAUAUCACGUAUGUUUGAAGGUCUUUUAUUAUGUCAUAAAACAAUAAUAACAAAUAAAGUUGAAUUUCUUCGUUUAUGGAUUCAUGAAGCACAUCGAGUUUAUUCUGAUCGAUUUAUGACAAAUAAUGAUCAUGAAUUAUUUAUUAAAAUCUUAAGUGAAAAAUUAGCUUUCUAUUUUGAUCAAGUUUAUCAUAAUGUAUGUCAUAAUCGAGAACCUCCAAUCUAUUCCGAUAUUAUGAGACAAGAUGGUGUUUAUGAGGAAAUUCGUGAUUAUGAUAAAUUAAAAUUAUUUCUUGAACAAACUAUUCAACGAUAUAAUGAAACUCCAUUAAUGUUAUCUAUGGAUUUAGUUAUGUUUCGUGAUGCUAUACUUAAUAUAUGUCGAAUUAUACGUGUAUUACGACGACCACGUGGCAAUUUACUAUUAUUAGGUAUUGGAGGUAGUGGUCGUCAAUCAUUAGUACGUUUAGCAGCAUUUAUUUGUGAUAUUGUUAUGUUUCAAAUUGAAAUUGGACGACGUUAUGGUUAUGGAGAAUUUAAAGAAGAUUUACGCCGUUUAAUGAAAUUAUGUUCUAUAUCAAAUCGUGAAGCUGUUUUUCUAUUUAUUGAUACACAAAUUAUCGAUACUUUCUUUCUUGAAGAUAUCAAUGCAUUAUUACAUACUGGUGAAGUACCAAAUUUAUUUCGUAAUGAAGAUAUUCAAGAGAUUCGUAAUCAACUAUCUUCUACAAUCAAUCAACAAGGUAUACUUGAUACAAAUCUUAAUAUUAUGCAAUUUUUUUACAAUCGAGUCAAAUCUAACUUACACAUAGCUAUUUGUAUGAGUCCAUUUGGUGAAACAUUUAGAAAUUAUAUUCGAAUGUAUCCAGCAUUAGUUAAUUGUACAACUGUGAUUAAUUUUUCUGAAUGGCCACAUGAAGCUUUAAUUGAUGUGGCUCAUUAUUUUUUGACAAAGUCUAAUUUUGGAUUAGAACAUAAGGAAAUAACUCAUCGUACAUUAGCUGAUCUUUGUGCUUUUAUUCAUCUUUCAUCAAAAACUUUAGCAACUCGAAUGAAAGAUGAACUUCGUCGAGAAAUUUAUAUUACACCAACAAAUUAUCUUCAAUUUGUUAGUAAUUAUAGCCGUUUGUUCGAAGGAGAAAAAGUAAAAAUUCAACAUGAAUACAAUCGUCUUCAAAUGGGUAUUAUUAAAGUAGCCGAAACUCGAGAAAAAGUAGCUGAAAUAUCAUUAGAAUUAGAAAAGAAAAAAAUUCUUGUGGCACAAUUACAACGAGAAUGUGAAGAUUUUUUAGAAAAAAUUGUUGAACAAAAAAAUAGUGCUAGUGAACGAGAACGACAAGUACAAGCAUUUGGUGCACGUAUUGGUGAAGAAGAAAUUCGAUGUCAAACUAUAGCAGCAACUGCACAUGAAGAAUUAACUGAAGUUGAACCAUUAUUAAUUAAAGCAAAUGAAGCAUUAGAACAAUUAACGAAACGAGAUAUUGGCGAAGUAAAAGCAUAUGUACAUCCACCAAGUCAAGUAGAAAAAGUGAUGAAAGCAUUGAUGAUUUUAAAGGGCAAAGAAGAUACAUGGGAAGAAGCAAAGAAAGAUUUGGCUAAUAAAUUUCCUAAAGAUGAUAUAACAGAUCGAACACUUCGUCGUAUGCAACCAUUUAUUAAUGAUAUGGAAUUAGUUCCUGAAAAAUUGAAAAGUGUAUCAAGUGCUGCUAGUGCAUUAUGUACUUGGAUACGUGCCAUUGAAUCUUAUGCACGUGUUUAUCGUAUUGUACAACCAAAAAAAGAACGUUAUCAUAAAGCAUUAUUUGAAUUAAAUGAAAAACAAAAUUUAUUAGAACAAUCAAAAAAUGAAUUAUUAAAUAUUCAAAAAAAAAUUGAAAAAUUACGUUUAGAUUAUGAAUUAAAAAUCAAAGAAAAAGAUAUUCUACAACGAAAUGCUGAUGAAACAGCAAUGUUUUUAGAUCGAGCAACAAAAUUAUUAGAUGGUGUUGCUGAAAAACGAACUCUAUGGGAUAUGACAUCAAAUGAAUUAAAAGAAAAUCUUGAUCAUCUUCUAGGAAAUAGUCUUCUUGCUUGUGCAUUUUUAUCAUAUAUGGGUCCAUUUUUGUCGAAUUAUCGAGAUGAAAUUAUACAUCAAAUUUGGGAAAAAGAAUUAAUGCGUAAUGGAAUUCAUUUUAAAACUGAUUUUAAUUUCGCCAAUUUUAUGACAACACCAAGUAUUAUUCGUGAAUGGAAUAUUCAAGGUUUACCACGUGAUAAUUUCUCAACAGAAAAUGCUAUUUUAGCAACACGUACUUUAUCUUAUCCAUUAUUUAUCGAUCCUCAAAGUCAGGCAACAAAAUGGAUAAAACAAAUGGAAAAAUCUAAUGGAUUAAAAAUAAUUGAUUUACAAAUUGGUGAUUAUAUGAAAAUAAUUGAAGAAUGUAUUAAAAUAGGUCGACCAUGUUUAUGUCAAAAUAUACAUGAAGAUAUACCACAAACAUUAAAUCCAAUAUUAAUAAAAUCAAUAAGAAAAAAUCAUGAUAUAAAUUCUAAUUUAAUUCUUCAAUUAGGUGAUAGAGAAAUUGAAUAUAAUCCAUCAUUUCGUUUUUAUUUAUCAACACGUCUUUCUAAUCCACGAUAUAAACCAGAAAUAUAUUCAAAAAUUAAUAUAAUUAACUUUGCUAUAAAAGAACAAGGUUUAGAAGAACAAUUACUUGGUAUUGUUGUACGAAAAGAAAAACCUGAUUUAGAAAAUUCAAAAGAUAAUUGUAUUGUUAAUAUAUCAAAUAAACAUAAAGAAAAAGAAAUUUUAGAAGAAGAAUUUCUUCGUCUUUUAUCUGAAACCGAAGGAAGUUUAUUAGAAAAUUUAAAAGUAUUUCAAGCAUUAGAUUUAUCUAAACAAUCACAAAAAGAUAUUGAUGAAACAUUAAAAAUAAAUGAAGAUUUAGAAAUAAAAAUUGAUUUAACAAGAGAAAAUUAUCGAUUAGUUGCACAACGAGCAGCUAUUCUUUUUUUUGUUUUACAAGAUUUAACAUCAAUUGAUCCAAUGUAUCAAUAUUCACUUGAUGCAUAUAUUCAAUUAUUUAUUUUAUCUAUUGAAAAAAGUCCAAGAUCAUUAAAAUUAAAUGAACGUAUUGAAAAAUUAAAUGAUUAUCAUACUUAUGCUGUAUAUAAAUAUGGAUGUCGAGGCCUUUUUGAACGUCAUAAACUUCUUUUUUCAUUUCAUAUAUGUACUAAACUUAUGGAUGCUGAAAAUCGAAUAAAUCAUGAAGAAUAUCAAUUUUUUAUACGUGCUAAUACAUUAACAAUUGAUCGUGAAACUCAAUUUUCUAAUCCAUUUCCAACAUGGUUAAAUGAAACACGAUGGGAUCAAAUGAGUGAACUUAUUCGUAUACCUGAUUAUCGAUUUUUACGUGAUUCAUUUGAUCAAUUUCCUAAAGAUUGGAAAGAAUGGUACACAUCAGAAGAAGCUGAAAAGGCAUCAUUACCGAGUACUAUUGAUUCUUUAAUAACAGAAUUUGGUCGUAUGCUUAUUAUUCGUUGUUUACGUCCUGAUCGUAUUACACAUUGUGUAUUAAAUUUUGUUACACAUAAUAUUGGAUCAAAAUUUGUUGAACCACCUAUUCUUCAAUUAAAUACUAUUCUUGAAGAAUCUAAUAAACGUUCACCAUUAAUUUUUCUUUUAUCACCAGGUGUUGAUCCAGCACCAAAAUUACAACAAUUAGCCGAAGAUAAAAUGAUGGCAAAAUCUCGAUAUUAUACACUUUCAUUAGGACAAGGACAAGCACCAAGAGCAAGAAAAUUACUUGAAGCAGGCAUGAAAAAAGGUCAUUGGGUAUUUUUUGCAAAUUGUCAUUUAUCAAUUAGUUGGUUACCUGAAUUAGAUAAAAUUGUUGAACAAUUACAAACAGCUGCUGUUCAUAGUGAUUUUCGUUUGUGGUUAAGUUCUUCACCAACAAUAGAUUUUCCGAUUUCUAUUUUACAAAUUGGUCUCAAAAUUACCAAUGAACCACAAAAGGGUAUCAAAGCAAAUAUGAAACGUUUAUAUGAAUUAAUAACACCAGAACAAUUUCAACGAGUAAAACAAGAUGAAAAAUAUCGUAAACUUUUAUUUACAUUGACUUUUUUCCAUUCAAUUAUAAUUGAACGUAAAAAAUUUUUACAACUCGGCUGGAAUAUACAUUAUACAUUCAAUGAUUCAGAUUUUCAAAUUUCAGAAAAUUUAUUAGCUAUUUAUUUAGAUAUAUAUGACAAAACUCCAUUUGAUGCACUUAAAUAUCUUAUUGCAAUUGUUAUAUAUGGUGGACAUUGUACUGAUGAAUGGGAUAUGAGAUUAUUACAUACUUAUAUUGAUUCUUAUAUUCGUAAUGAAGUUCUCGAAGUUAUGUAUUAUAAAUUAUCUUCAUUACCAUAUUAUUAUAUGCCUCGUGAUGGUACAUUUAAAUUAUAUAAAGAUUUUAUUAAUUCGAUGCCUACAACUGAUCAUCCUGAAGCUUUCGGACAACAUCCUAAUGCUGAUAUUGCAUCACAAAUUCAAGAAUCAAAAACUUUGUUUGACACAUUGUUAGCUGUCUUACCACAAAAAUCAUCAGCUACUGUAGAAAAAGAAGUCGAAAAUGAGGUAGCUAAAGCAGCAAGUGAAAUGCUCAAAUUAAUGCCACAUCAAAUUGAUAUUGAAGCAGUCAAGAAAUAUAUGUUAAUUGACACAUCACCAUUAUCUGUUGUUCUUUUACAAGAAGCCGAACGAUACAAUGUACUUUUAUUGAAUAUCACUAUUGCAUUAAAUGAUCUACUUAAGAGUAUAGAAGGUUUAGUUGUUAUGACAGUUGAACUUGAUGAACUCUUCAAAUGUAUUUACGAAGGACGACUUCCAUAUGCUUGGCAACGAACCUAUCAAUCAUUAAAACCUCUUCCUACUUGGUUUCAAGAUUUACGUCAACGUAUAAAUUUUUUCAAUUCAUGGAUCGAAAGUCAACGACAACCUAUCAUCUAUUGGAUAUCGGCAUUUUCCUAUCCAACUGCUUUCCUCACUGCUGUACUUCAAAGAACAGCACGAAAAGAUCAGAUUGGUGUUGAUCAACUUUCCUGGGAAUUUGAAGUUAAUAAAACAGAUGAUAAAUAUCUUGCGGAUAUAGAUGAUGGUGUCUAUGUAACUGGAUUAUAUUUAGAAGGAGCUGGUUGGGAUCGAAAACAAGGAACAUUAUGUGAAGCAAAAUCUAUGGAACUUGUAACAUUAAUGCCAACAAUACAUUUUCGACCUGUUGAACACAAGAAAAAGAUGACUAGAGGUCUUUAUAUUGCUCCAUGUUAUUAUUCAUCUAUUCGAGUUGGAUCGUUUAUUGUUGCAGUUGAACUUAAAACAGGUUCUAUGCCAGCAGAACAUUGGAUCAAACGGGCAACUGCUUUACUAAUGAAUCUUGACAAUUAA
Molecule: messenger RNA, 13494 nt
Organism: Rotaria sordida
Lineage: Eukaryota; Metazoa; Rotifera; Eurotatoria; Philodinida; Philodinidae
Source: the annotation of a GenBank genome assembly